GUGCUGUGUGUUGUUUGCUCGGAGCGGUGACUGCUCCACGGACAAACGUGCCAGCCAGAGCGAAGAGCAGACGACGCAUACAUUUCGUUCAUAAUACCUCCACGAACUUUGACAAGCGUGAGAAUUUGUUUUGCCCCGACCGAGUGAAGUCAUAUCACACGCGGAGCUCCGCUCUUCUACUGCUGCUGUGUAGUAGUCCACUGUGAACUGUUCGAUUGUUUUUCUCUUGCUGCACUGUUGCCUACAUGUGUCGAUUUAGACGCAUUGUAGUGAAGUGAAAACUAUUUUGCUACAUGUUGCUGUCUCAACAACCCCACGGCCUAGCCAUGCAUCGACAGCAUUGUUACCUGUGUGAUCUACCUCGGGCACCAUGGGCUCUGCUGCACGAUUUUUCCGAGCCCGUUUGCCGUGGAUGUGUGAAUUAUGAGGGUGCCGAUCGCAUCGAAAGUGUGUUAGAAGGGGCUCGUCAGAUGAAGAGGGCACAUAGUUUUCAGGAGACAAAAUCUUACCAGGGACACAAACCGGGACAGAUACCAUUGAUGCCUCCUCAAUCUGUAAGUGUACCGCCCCGACCCUCUGCUUUGGAGAGUGCAAAUGUUAAUCAUGUUGAACCAUCGCCAAGAAAUCCACCUGGCUCGGUGACUACACAUAUACACGGUGAGCGAUUCGUCACCCACGAACCUAGCCGAGCCCGAAGUAUUCAUGAUUUCUCUACAGCCCAAAAAUUCGGAUAUCCAUCCAGUGAAGAAGGCGCUCCUGGAGAGGGAAAACAUUUAUGUCGAGGUUCUCUCACACCAGUAUCUGCACCACACAUGGCCCCCAACCUGCUCCACCACCUCAACGCGCCUCCUGUUUCUAGCGCUGUGUUUACCCCACGACAUACCGUUGCACCUUCUGCAGCAGGUAAGACCGCACCACCGACCACCACGCCAGGGAGCGGCGGGACGAAAAGGAGUCAUGCAGAUCGUGAGAGAGAGGACAAAGAAAGUUCUGCAUCCUCUCACUCUGAGAGUGAGCGUCGUGUAACACCUGUAGUUGAUGAUCCGUAUGGACAGAAGCCGAGCACAGUUCGGCAAACCUUGGCCACUCUGUCCACGUGUACACCUUUCGAAGUGCGAUUUAAGAAGGACCAUUCGUUACGAGGCCGCGUCUUUGCAUUUGAUGCUGUAUACCGUCCUGGAUUGGACUAUGAAGUCAAAAUUUAUAUUGAAUAUCCGAGUGGGUCAGGACAGGUGUAUCCUAGUGCAUCAGGAGUCGCUAAACAGAUGUAUCAGGACUGUGUCAAAGAUAUUGGUAAGAGCCUCUCCUCUGGUUAUAAGUAUCUUGAAUAUGAGAAAAAGCAUGGUUCCAAUGAUUGGCGGCCAUUGAGUGACCUUCUGCCAGAAUCAGUGCGCUAUUUCAAGGAUAUGGUGAGCGUUGAAAGUUUGCCACAACCUUACAUUGAUGCUGGCUGCCCCGUGUUGCCUAUCAUGACGUCAACCCAUCCCUCCCGCUCGUUUACUCACAAGAGUAAGAAACUGAAAUCAUCACCAGAGCCUCCUGAAGGAGAUCAAGGGAAACUUACGGAGGAGCAACAACAACGUCAGCAAUGGAUGCAGAGCCAGGCUGAAGCUCUCAAACUGACCAUGUCUGCAGGUGGGUUUAGUGGUUCCCGUCCACCUAGCACUGCUACAUCUCCCAUGAGUAAUCCUGCUUCAGCCGGUACACCUCCUGAUGGAAGCUCUUCUCAUGGUGGGCCUUCGCCAAUGGCUGCACUUAUGUCUGUCACUGAUAAUCUGGGCACACCAACCUCACCAACCAACAAGAGUGAUUCUGGAUCUUCCUCCAUGCGGCCACCCAGCAACCCUGCAUCAGGAUCCAGUGAGAAGUCACAGCGUAGCCCCCACUCUCCUACCACUGCACAGAGGAGAGCCAUGUAUCGCAGUAAGGAGUUGUCACAGGCUACGAUUCCUCAUGGCCAGGAGGCUAGUGUGACCUCAAACACCUCCAAUCUACCUGACUCUUCUAUGCACAUGAUCAACAUCCUCAAAUGUACUCUUUGUCAUGAGCGUCUCGAAGACACUCAUUUUGUCCAGUGUCCGUCCGUUAGCAACCACAAAUUCUGUUUCCCCUGCUCGAGGGACAGUAUUAAGAAGCAGGGGUCUGGGUCAGAGGUUUACUGUCCCAGUGGAGCCAAGUGUCCGUUAGCCGGUACCAACACUCCAUGGGCCUUCAUGCAGGGAGAAAUUCUAACCAUCCUAGGUGAAGAAGUUAAAGUGAAGAAAGAGCGGGAUUCUUAGAUAGCUCGUUUGGAAGAAUAUUCUUGACUUUUGAGAACUGACUGAGAUAUUGUUUAUAAUUCUUCACAAAUUGUUAACCUUUUCCCUCUAGAAAUCGUGUGUUUUGUUUGUAUAUAGUGCAUCAUAUGUUAAAAAUGGGUGAUACCACUUAUAAUGCACUUUUAAACUGCCAUGACGUCACUGCUGGACAGUAUCAUGUGUUCGUGUAUAUUUCUUGUUAAUGCAGCUGUACAUGUACAUAGCAUAUAUUUUUGUGGUAACCGGUCUAUAUAAGCUCUUUUAUCACAAUUUUCAUAGUCUGUUGAAAGUAACAAAUAGAAUUCUAUCACCUUGCAAAAUAUUUUUUAAAGAUUUUCUUUUUCGUUAUUGUUCAUGUGUUUGCAUUGUAUACUACAGUGGGAUCAAACAAAAUUGAAAAGUUUAAUCAUGUCAUCAUUAAAAAACAACUCACAAGUAAAAGCAAGAGUGCUUUACAUUGUAUGUUGCGGUCACGCUGUUCAUUAUUAAAGUAAAGAUUGUUUGCUCUGUGAUGACACAUUUAGUAUUGGAAUAAAUAUUCAGAAAAAUAAAAAAAUAAAAACGGGCAACGUAAAUGAAUCUGGCAAACAUAUUUCAUUUUGGUUAUUAUUUCAAAUAUCUUUGAAUGUAUAUUUCACUUGUCUGUAAAAUAGAAUAUAGUUGCAUUGUAGGCAAAUAUACUUUUGCUUCAAGCGAGGCAAGAAUGAUUGAUAAAUUCGCACCACUCGUCGUAUGCUAAUUCAUUGCCAUACUUUAUUUUUACUUGACACGAUAACAAUCUUUUUACGGAAUAUUCUUGAGAUCUCAUGUGUGUAAAAUUCUUUUUUUAUUUAUUUUUUUUGGUGGGGGGGGGGGGGGGAGAGGAGGGACUCAGAGAUACCAAGGUGUUAUCCGUGUCAAGAUUUCUCUUUGCAAUUCAAGUAAAAACAAGUGAUCAAAAUCAAAUAUUAAGAUGGUCAUUAUUUUGUAUGCAAUUGCUUUUUACUGUCGCGUCUAAUGUUGACCCAUGCCAUUUAAGGAUCGAUUUGUUGUUGGGCCUAUAUGAUGCUAAAUUGAUUUUGUAAUGCAAUAUGUAUAAUUCAUAAUGACAAUUUGACCCGUAUUUUGUGAAGAUUAUUGGCUCAUGAGUUCGACAUUUUUUUCUUUAAAAAAGUAACAUGAAAUUCAAACAAUACGAUCAUUUCACUAUUGAAAUUAUACGUUUGUUACUUUUUUAUGUUAUCGAAUCAAGCGAUUCAAUUAAUAAUCGUAGAGUUAACACAACAUAGUCUCGAAUCUAGGAAACGACCCACUGUGCACUUGUGAAAUAUACAAAAAAUGAUAGUAUACGUUAGGUUGAAUUUACUUAUAUCUUGUGGCUUCAACACCGCUUUAAAAACUCCACUGUCAUGUUCUUAUACCUUGUGAAACAUCGUAAUCUCUAUUGCUCACAAUAUGAUAUCUGUCUCCUACUCUCCUUAUUGUUGCUUAUUGUCCCCAUGUGUACAUUGCUAAUAAUAUUGAUAAGUCCAUAUAACUUGUCUGACUCACUAAUACGUGACUUUUGUAUUGAUUGUAAACGUACACUCCGUAUAUUAUCAUGUCGAUAAUAAAACCAAAAGAAAAGAUCUAUUAGACAAACACU
Messenger RNA from Strongylocentrotus purpuratus (purple sea urchin), 3921 nucleotides. It is a transcript of the gene irf2bpl, whose product is annotated as probable E3 ubiquitin-protein ligase IRF2BPL. Gene Ontology annotation, biological process: regulation of transcription by RNA polymerase II. The record is from RefSeq and is a predicted model, not a curated record. The transcript has a single exon. The coding region runs from base 294 to 2279 and encodes 661 amino acids. Gene Ontology annotation, molecular function: transcription corepressor activity. Gene Ontology annotation, cellular component: nucleus. NCBI's taxonomy places the organism in Eukaryota, Metazoa, Echinodermata, Echinoidea, Camarodonta, Strongylocentrotidae.